Molecule: messenger RNA, 1910 nt
Organism: Equus caballus (horse)
Lineage: Eukaryota; Metazoa; Chordata; Mammalia; Perissodactyla; Equidae
Source: RefSeq, a predicted model, not a curated record
AAUAAAAAAAAAUUCGGCUUGUUUUGAUGUAGUGUUGGUAAUUUGCCGUGCUUAGUGGUAACAAUGUCCGGACGUGGUAAAGGCGGGAAGGGUCUUGGUAAAGGUGGCGCUAAGCGCCACCGCAAGGUCUUGCGCGACAACAUCCAGGGCAUCACCAAGCCCGCCAUCCGGCGUCUGGCCCGGCGUGGCGGCGUCAAGCGCAUCUCCGGCCUCAUCUACGAGGAGACCCGCGGGGUGCUCAAGGUCUUCCUGGAAAACGUGAUCCGGGACGCGGUCACCUACACCGAGCACGCCAAGCGCAAGACAGUCACCGCCAUGGAUGUUGUUUACGCGCUCAAGCGCCAGGGGCGCACUCUUCACUUUCCUCUAAUCCUAGUGCUUUUCAGACAAGCCAUGGCGCGUACUAAGCAAACGGCUCGUAAGUCCACCGGCGGUAAGGCCCCGCGCAAGCAGCUGGCCACCAAGGCGGCUCGCAAGAGCGCGCCGGCCACGGGGGGCGUGAAGAAGCCCCAUCGCUACCGGCCCGGCACGGUGGCCCUGCGCGAGAUCCGCCGCUACCAGAAGUCCACCGAGCUGCUGAUCCGCAAGCUGCCCUUCCAGCGCCUGGUGCGCGAGAUCGCGCAGGACUUCAAGACCGACCUGCGCUUCCAGAGCUCGGCCGUGAUGGCGCUGCAGGAGGCGUGCGAGGCCUACCUGGUGGGGCUCUUUGAGGACACCAAUCUCUGCAUUGUUUUCAUCAUGUCUGGCCGUGGCAAAGGAGGAAAGGGUCUGGGAAAGGGCGGUGCUAAGCGCCAUCGCAAGGUGUUGCGCGACAACAUCCAGGGCAUCACCAAGCCCGCCAUCCGGCGUCUGGCCCGGCGUGGGGGUGUCAAGCGCAUCUCCGGUCUCAUCUACGAGGAGACCCGCGGGGUGCUCAAGGUCUUUCUGGAGAACGUCAUCCGGGACGCGGUCACCUACACCGAGCACGCCAAGCGCAAGACGGUCACCGCCAUGGACGUGGUCUACGCGCUCAAGCGCCAGGGGCGCACCCUCUACGGCUUCGGCGGCUAAGCCUCACCGCAGUCCCCAGGUGCCAAGCAGUAAGACAGACCCUGCUGCCAGAUACUGAAGAUCAUUGAACUACAGACUGCCCCCAACUUACCAUAGUUCUACUUACGAUUUUUCAACUUUACGAUGGUGUGAAAGCAACACAUAUUCAGUGGAAACCAUGCUUCAAAUUUUGAUCUUUUCCGCAGUUAGCAAUAUGCCAUAUGAUACUCUCUUGUGAUUCUGGGCAGUGGCAUUGGAGCCGCAGCUCCCAAUCAGCCACAUGAUCAUGAGAGUAAACAGCCAAUACACUUACAGUCAUUCUGUACCUACACAGCCAUUCUGUUCUUGACUGUCAGUACACUAUUCAGUAAAUGAGAUAUUCAACAUUUUAUUAUCAAAUAGUCUUUAUGUUAGAUGACUUUGCCCAACCGUAGACUAAUGUAAGUGUUCUGAGCACAUUUAAGGCAGGCUAGGCUAAGCUAUGAUGUUCGGUAGGUUAGGUGUACUAGAUGCAUUUUCAAAUCAAGAUAUUUUCAAUUUAUGAUAGGUUUAUCUGGAUGUAACCCCAUCACAAGCACAGGAAGAUCGGUAUAAUGGAUAAAAUAGUAUGUUGGUAAAGGUCCAGACAAUGAAGUAGAGUAUAGUAGAGAACCCAGAAACCAGCCCGCACACAUGGAAACACUUAGUGUAAGAUAAAGAUGGCGUAAUAGACCUGCAAGAGGAACAUGAUGUCUUCCAUAAAUGAUGCGCGGAUAGUUGGACAUCCACAUGAAAAAACAAGUGAAAUUAAAACCUACACCAAGAAUAUUAAACACUGAAAUGUGAAAGGUCAAAAGAAGCUUUUAGAAAAUAAUAUAAAUAAAUAUAUCAUCAUGACCUUG